AUGGAAGAUUUUGCUGAUGAUAAAACAAUACCAUUGGCUUAUUACAUUAUUGCCAGUAUAGUGGAUAUUAAUGGAAUAUUAUCCAAUAUAUUCACGUUAAUCUUUAUAUCUUUUACAAGUUUAGGCUCACGAUCUGCUACUAUCCUAUUUCGUACACAAUGUGGUUUUGAUGGAUUGACUUGUUUUUUUGCAAUGAUAACAUUAUUUACACGUACAGAUGCCAGCAAUUAUGAUGGUUGGUUUGCUGAAUUUUUAUGUCAUGUAUGGAUUUCGGAAUAUUGGGUACGAUUAAUUGAAUUGUUAAAUGUGUCCAAUUUAAUGUGGAUCAGUAUUGAUCGAUUCUGUGCUGUUCAUCUCCAGAUAAAAUAUAAAGUAUUUCAAAAAUAUGAACUUUUCAUAAGUUAUACAUUUAUAUUAUGUCAUGCAGUUUUUACUCCCAUACCAUUAUUAUUCACAGUUGAACAUAAGAAUGCUACUUGUAGUAGCAAUGGAUUAGUCUAUAAUUCACAGUAUGCAAACUUUAUUGUUUAUAGUUGGUUAGUAUUUGCUUAUUUAUUGCCUUCAUUUGUAAUGAUUACUUGCUAUUCUCGAGUGUACUAUGUCAUCAAACGUUCAGUAGUAAAAUCUCAGUCUACUAAUUCUUCAUCAUGUACAAUCGAAACAAGUACACAAAUUGGGAAUACUUCAACAUUUUCAGAACUUCGAACAUCAAAGAGUAUACCAACAUCAACACCAUCUUCAUCUUUUAGACAAGUUAAAUCAGUCUUACUAAGCAUAACAAUCAUGUGUGCUUUAUUCGUUUUAAGUCAUUCAUACUAUCAAAUUUAUUCAAUUUUAAGUUUACUUGGUGCUAUACAAUAUCAAGCAUUAUCAAUACAAAGGCGUUUAUCAGUAUUUUUUACUGUGAUUAACAGCUCUUUAAAUCCGAUCAUUCUGUUACUUUCAAGUCAAAAAUUAAGAAAAAGAUUAGUGAGAAUGUUUCGCAAACUUUGUCGCAAAAUUACAUUUUCGAAGAAUCACAACACAACAAUAACUACCAUGGAGACUAGUACAAAAACUUCUGGGGAUAGAAGCAAGUGA
Molecule: messenger RNA, 1080 nt
Organism: Schistosoma turkestanicum
Lineage: Eukaryota; Metazoa; Platyhelminthes; Trematoda; Strigeidida; Schistosomatidae
Source: the annotation of a GenBank genome assembly